GAAAUUUUUUAUCUUUCAACGUUUCUUUCCUCAAAAAAUAAAUACCUUGAAUUGUGAAAAUUACUCAUAUUUUUUAAUCAUUUACAAUAAAAUCUACGAGCUACGUGAAAUUUUCAAUGAUGAUCGAAUAAAGUUAUAUUAAAAUGGAAAAGUUGAGUCAAUCCGCCGAGUACAAAUUGUUCAGGAGUAAUAUUCCAUUGAAGAACAUCUGCGUCGAUAAUUGUAGAAAUAAGAGUUGGAAAGUAUUCGACGCGGGUCCUAAAAAUGUUCGAUCUCCAUUGAUAUUCUUACCUCCAGCCUGUGGAACGGCGGAUAUCUAUUUCAGACAGCUGUUAGAACUUAGUACCUGUGGUUACCGUGUCAUUGCAGUAGAGUCUCCAUCAUCGUAUUGGUCCGUCAAUGAAUGGUGUAAUGGUUUUAAAUUACUUUUAGAUCAUUUGUGUUUAGAUAAAGUGCAUUUGUUCGGCGCUUCUUUGGGUGGAUUCUUAGCGCAAAAAUUUGUCGAACAUACAUCGUCUUACCCUCGAGUUGAAUCGUUAUUUCUCUGCAAUACAUUUGUUGAUACCGGAAUAUUUGAUUUUUCUGAAACAUGCACUUUUUUUUGGAUGUUUCCUUUUAUUUUAUUGAGACGUUUCGUUAUGCCGAGCUUAAUUACACCGAGUCAUGACAAAGAUAUCAAACAUGCGGCAGAAUUUGUGAUAGAAAAGUUGAAUACUCUGAAUCAAGCCGAUUUAGCUUCUCGAUUAACGAUUAACUGCUCUCCAUCGCGAGUGAAACCGACAAGUAUGCGCGGAUUAAUGGCGGUUACCAUUAUGGAUGUAUUUGAUGAAUACGCGAUAUGCAGUCCUGUUCGAGAAGAAAUCUAUCGACUUUAUCCUCAUGCAAAAUUGGCUCAACUGAAAUCUGGAGGAAAUUUUCCCUAUUUGAGUCGAUUUGACGAAGUAAAUCUACAUAUUAAGAUACAUUUGAGAAAAUUUGAAAACGGUGAUCAAAGCGCCAAGUUGAAGGAAACGCCAACUUCUCCAAACGAACCGUAGUCAAUUUAUUUCAAAAGAACUGAAGGUUGUAUAUUGUACUAUUUAUUGAUACCGGUACCUUUGAUGGGGAAAAAAGUGAAAAUAUUUUUAAUAUUUAUCGAACGAUUGGAAUUCUUUCACCGUCGUCCGGUUACUCAGAAUUUACCAUAAUUUUAAUUUGCUUUCAUUGGCGUAAGAUGAAUAUUUACCUGCAGUCGAUUUUGAAGUUUUCUUAUCUGUCGAAACAAAAUACUCGAAAUUUUGAAAAUUUACUCUCGGAUUUAUGAUAAUUUAUUGUCUUGUCUCAUUCGUAUUUCAUUUAUGAAAAGGAGCGGAGCAAUUGUAUUCAUGUAAACGUAAUUAUGUACCAUUAUAAUCGGGUCGUUUCAAUUUUUUUUUCUAAAUCAAUGAAUCUAUUUUUACUUAUUGUGAUAAAUCAUGAAAUAUGAUCGCUUCUUGUUGAUGAAAUGUUUCAUUUCAAUGUUGUCGGUCUAAGAAAUAAAACUGAAAAAUUAUGCGCAGCUUCAGGUAAAGUUGGUUGAAACUUUCGUGUUUUAUGCAGCUUUAUCGAGUCAGUGAACUCUCGAGCAUUUUUAUUUAUUCCCACCUUAAGGAUGAACAUAGGAUUUUUUCAAAUACUCGUAUCAACUCGAGUCAUUUCACGAGUGCCUUUUAAUGUUGACUUUAGUUUUAAUUCCCUGGUAGCAUGUACCUAUCUAGGUUAUUUUGUUAAACUAUUCUCGUAUAAAAUUAAUUCAAUUACUUUCAGACUGUGAUGUAUUUAACUAUAUAUACGUAUUAUAAGCGAUACUUGCCAUUUUUUUAAAGAUAUAUUCUUUAUGAGUGUAUGAUCUGAUACGAAUUUCUCUUUUGGGAUGAUAUUUUCCUAUGACAAUACUUAGGUUCUAUUUAAGUAUUCGUAAUAUUAUUAUUUAGAUCUUUAAAAAAAAAAACGAUUGAUUUAUCGAGAAAUGUUAUUAUUUUAAUUGAUCAAUCAGCGAAACGAGUGAAAAUUUCAUCUUUUUUGCCUACCAAAUAUUUGGUUACUCUAUUUUAUCUUUUAUUAUUAUUUAUUUUUUUAAUUUAAACGGUUGUGCAUGAUGAUGAUGUAAUGUUUUAUUAAUUGCAUCUUAGGUCAAUUAUUUAUUAUAGUAUUUUUACGUUAAUUGUAAGAGAUCAUGUAAUCAUCUACACCACUAUUCGAUUACCUCUAGUUAAGGUUUAAUCACUACACUUGCCAAAUAUAAUGAUAAAUUCACUGAUAA
This is a messenger RNA of Planococcus citri (citrus mealybug), 2281 nucleotides long. Its product is annotated as maspardin-like. The transcript has 7 exons. The coding region runs from base 144 to 1037 and encodes 297 amino acids. Lineage: Eukaryota; Metazoa; Arthropoda; Insecta; Hemiptera; Pseudococcidae. The record is from RefSeq and is a predicted model, not a curated record.